AUGUCUGAAAAGAAGGAUUGUGAUAAGGAGAGUUGCUCUGCUCUUGAAGUGCCAGAUUUCAAGAAUGCUUUGAAGCAGUUCCAGAAACUAGUUGAAAAAACAGUAACCCAAAAGACAAAGAAGAGAUUAGGCUUGUAUAUUGAAGAUGAGGAUGAGAUAGACUAUGAUAAGUUCUAUACAACUACACAGAAAAUUUUUGGUCCAGAAAUCAAGGAUCGUAACGUUAAGGCCUUUUUCAGAAAGAUUACCAACAACCUUGAUGCAAGGGCAGAAUGGUGUGAGAUUUUUGGCUAUUUCAUAGGAGAAAGUGAUGCUGUAUCUUCCCAGCUGAAAGAAGAAAACAUGGUUUUCCUUGUAUCUGAAAAACAGCAGAUUACUCAUGCAGUUGUCAAGAGACAAGAUGUGAUUAAGAGUAUAGUGAAGGUGCCCCAUCUGGAUUUCACAGUAACAUCCUCUCAGAAAGGAGUGCUAACUAUUUUUAACAACCAGAUGAAAGUUAUGGCAACGACCAGUGUUGAAAAUAAUUGCUUUAUCAUCAAACCAAUGGAAAAUGGUCUGCUCUGUGUUUGCACGGUGCCUAUGUCGGAUCACCUGGCUGAGGAUAAUAUCCUAAUGGGAGAUGAUAAGGGUUAUGUUCACCUGCUUACUGUGACGAGUGAUCACUUCGGAUUGAAGCAAUGUAAAGGCAAAAAAAAAUCACAACUUCAGGUCUUGGACUCCAAAAUUUUCAACAUUGUUAAACGCAAGCUACAUGAUGACUGGGCUGUGAAAGUUAAGUAUUUUUCUGACCUAAAUUGUUUUGGAUCCUGCUCCUCAGACAGCAUUCAUUCAUUUGUUUUGGAUGACAUAAAGCGACUCGGGGACGACUUACCUGUAAAGGAAUUUUCUGUCCCUAGAGGGGUCAAUGCUUUCACAUACUGUGGAAAAGCAAAAGUUGUUGUCACUGGAGGUAAUGACAAACUCCUUCGUUUGUGGCAUCCUGCUAUUAAUAGUAGGCCUACAGGGAAGCUAUCAGGACACCAACAUAGUGUUGUGGAAAUUGUGACAAAUGAAAAAGAUCAACAUGUCAUCAGCCUUUCCUCUGCAAAGAUAUUUAGAGUGUGGGAUAUACAGACCCUUUCACUGCUGCAGGUCUUCCAUGAUAAUCAAGGGAGUCCUGGAGAGAUAGAGACCAUUGCCAUGGUAUUUGACGAUGAUCGUGGUACACUUAUCACUGGUUCAGCUGUCAUUGAUAUUUAUCCCCUAACUCAUAUGAUACAAGACACAAGACAUGUGCCACAGACACAUGAGAAAAGCAUCAGUGUUCUGAUUUACAACACAGUUUUUCACCAGAUUCUCACUAUCUGCUCUGAGUCAAUACUGAAGGUCUGGGACCUAGAAACAGGAUAUCAAAUAUACCAGAUUGAAGACGCGCAUGGGCUGAAUAUUGAAGUGACCUGUGCGGCCAUUGAAAUAAAUGGUUUUUAUCUUGCUACUGGGGCAUGUGAUGGAACUGUGAAAAUUUGGGAGUUUGAAAGUGGGCAGGAAGUUAAAGCCUUGCCUUUGGCCCAGCACAGCAAAGAUGAGUGUCAUCUGCUGAAGAUAGUUUAUCUGCAGGCUGAUGAGAGUCAACAUGCGCUUCUUGUUUUGGAGCAGAGUGGGAAAAUGAAAAUCAUUCAGGGUAACUCGGUUCAAUCAUAUCUGUAUGUCACGUGGAUGCUUCCUGAGUCAGUGUCAUUUCCACGAAGGAAUCCAGUUGUGUCUCUCUCAUUGAAGCCUGACACUUUACAAACACAUGAAUUUUUUCCGGAUAUUCAGCUGCUGCCUGACACCAGUUCUCCAAGGACUGAUACAGAGACUUUUGUACCUUCUGUGGAAAUCAAGUGUUUUGAUGUUUUAAAAGUAGAAGGAUGCAGUUUGAUAGCUACAGGAAGUGCAGAUGGUGCAAUAAUUUUGUGGGACUUUGAAUCUGCUUCUGUGAGAUGCCUGUGUAAAAUUAAUGAAGACAGCCAGGCUUCAGUUCUUCAAGCAUCUGGAGUCAAUGCCAUGUUAUUCCUUGUACAUAGUGCUUUCACUUCCAGACAUGAGACAGGGACUCCUAAUGUAAUUGGAGCCAAGAGAGAUACAGCAGUGAAAUACCCCAAAGGAAUUAAUGGAUGUUUCUCUAAGAACGUGACACGGCCAACAGCCCAGCUGAAGUGCCUCUACACCAAUGCACACAGCAUGGACAACGAACAGGAGGAUCUGGAAGCCACCAUGCUACUAGAAAGCUACAACCUGGUUGCUAUAACUGAAACCUGGAAAAUUAGUUCCCUGCCCUCUACUACUGCUACCAUGAGGCGUGGUAUUAGGGUCAUUCCGGAGCACAAGAGCAGUUCUUUGAACCUAUGUAAGCAAAUAAAGGAGGAGCUCUGCUGGAGGGCACACUCUACUGAAGUGGUUGACUUAUUUCAUGAAGAGGAGAAAGAUGUGGUAGUGACAGCAUCUACUGAUGGUUCAGUCAGGCUCUGGCAUGCCAUGAACGGAUACUAUCUUGGUUACUUCGGACAAGCCAGGAAGUUUGAAUUAUCAGAUAUCAGUCGGUUGAUUUUGCCUUGUGAUGUUAAUAACUUCCCUACUAUAAUUAAAGAGGAAAGCAAGCAUAUGGAAAAGAAAAAGAAGUCUGAAUACCCUCUGAUGCUGGACAGGGACAAGUGGAAGUCACUGAUCAGAUCACCUUCAGUUUUAAAAAAGCCUGAACAUGUGGACAUAAUUCAGGACUUCAAGUUUUUCAAAGCUCUGGCUUCUCCAAAGGUCUUCAGUGGAAGAAAGCUGAGACGUCCAGUCCCACUGGAUGGACAAUGGAGACGGGUUUCAGUGGAGAAUAGGGUCAAGACAAAUAAACAUAGCAUCCAUCUUCAGGGAAGUUGA
Chroicocephalus ridibundus (black-headed gull) is the source of this 2889-nucleotide messenger RNA. RefSeq names its product WD repeat-containing protein 64-like. The record is from RefSeq and is a predicted model, not a curated record. The coding region runs from base 1 to 2889 and encodes 962 amino acids. The transcript has 22 exons. NCBI's taxonomy places the organism in Eukaryota, Metazoa, Chordata, Aves, Charadriiformes, Laridae. Gene Ontology annotation, molecular function: protein binding.